UCAGAGGAGGUAGGGAGGCGAGAAGUGGGCAAGUUUUGUUAAGUAAGGAGGCAGGCGUGGUGGGGUACUGCAAGACAAAUCUUAAGCCCCCAGACUGCAAGCAUGGACUCAGUGUUGCUAGAGCACUUCCCGGGGGGGCUGGACGCCUUCCCUUCUCCCUACUUCGAUGAAGAGGAUUUCUUUACAGACCAGUCCUCGCGGGACCCUCUGGAGGAUGGCGACGAGUUACUGCCCGACGAGCAGGCGGAGGUGGACUUUCUCAGCCACCAGCUGCAUGAGUACUACUACCGCGAUGGGGCACGACUGCUCCUGCCUCCAGUCCAGUCUGCCCUGCACCCUCCAGCGGCGCCGCCGGGAGUCUCCGAGGAGGAAAACGACGGAAGCGGCUUCUGCAGCGAGACCAGGGCGCCCCCAGGUGGUGGCGGUGGCUUCCCGGACUCCCCCGGUUCGGUGUCUCCUGAGCUCUGCCUAGCCUAUCCGUGCUCCGGGAACGCCUCCGUGCUGUCCCCCGGGGGGCGGCUACGGGGACUGAGCAGCGCGGCCGCGGCGGCGGCCGCGGCGGCAGCGGCGCGGAGGCGGAGACGAGUGCGCUCCGAAGCGGAGCUGCAGCAGUUGCGGCAGGCGGCCAACGUGCGGGAGCGACGGCGGAUGCAAUCCAUCAACGACGCUUUCGAGGGGCUGCGCUCACACAUCCCCACGUUGCCCUACGAGAAGCGGCUUUCCAAGGUGGACACGCUGCGCCUCGCCAUCGGCUACAUCAACUUCCUGAGCGAGCUCGUCCAGUCUGACCUGCCCCUUCGAGGAGGAGGCGGCGGAGGCUGCGUCAGAGCCGGAGCUGGCGGAGUCCUGGGAGGGGACGGUCUCGGGAGCCAGGCCAAGAAGGUCAUCAUCUGCCACCGGGGCACCCGAUCCCCAUCUCCCAGCGACCCAGAUUAUGGACUUCCGCCCCUGGCAGGGCACUCUCUCUCAUGGACAGAUGAAAAGCAACUCAAAGAGCAAAAUAUUAUCCGAACAGCAAAAGUGUGGACUCCAGAAGACCCCAGGAAACUAAACAACAAAUCCUCCCUCAACAACAUAGAGAACGAACCGCCCUUUGAUUUUGUGUCCUAAGGACACUAGCCUCCCACUGAUGGUGCCUCUGGGCACACUGCAGGUGUAAAUAUUUCUAUUGUAAAUUUAAUUUAAGAAUCACAUUCCCUAAUGGCAAUCAACAGUUUGUUAUUUAUCUAUUUAUUACUCAGAACAGCUAAUGAAGUAGAAUAUCUUUUUUAAUGUGUAAUUUAUAUAAUUUAUCCUGAUCUUUAAAAAUAUGCAAUAGCAUAAGAUCUUAACAGCACCUUUGCCAGAAAGCUACAAGACUGAAAGAACUCUUACCAGAACAAAAGAUAAUUUAUUCCCAGA
This is a messenger RNA of Monodelphis domestica (gray short-tailed opossum), 1401 nucleotides long. RefSeq names its product pancreas associated transcription factor 1a (gene PTF1A). Gene Ontology annotation, molecular function: protein dimerization activity; RNA polymerase II transcription regulatory region sequence-specific DNA binding; DNA-binding transcription factor activity, RNA polymerase II-specific. The record is from RefSeq and is a predicted model, not a curated record. Lineage: Eukaryota; Metazoa; Chordata; Mammalia; Didelphimorphia; Didelphidae. Gene Ontology annotation, biological process: developmental process; regulation of transcription by RNA polymerase II.